AUGGUUUUUCAUGAAAGUUAUUCAUAUCUUCUUACUCAACUACCAUCUUCAUUAAUAAAAGCUGGAUGGAAUCGGCUUACAACUCGAAAAAAAAAUCCAUUAUCAGAAAGUGAAGCCAAAAUAGAGACAGAGUCUUAUUGUACAGUGAUACCAGUUUCAAAGCCCAAAAAGUCAGGAUUCGAAGAAGAGACAAAGUCUCGAAUCUCUAAUUCUUUCCCUAAUAGCUUGCUUUAUAGACCCGAAGGGUCAUACUCUGAAGAAGAGGUUAAUGCUAGAAUCAAAGAAGCUACAGAUAAUUUAUGUCAAGAAUUUAUUAAAUCUACUGAAGAAACUUUAAAACUAUUAAGCAACAGAAAGAUAUAG
Messenger RNA from Cetraspora pellucida, 363 nucleotides. Lineage: Eukaryota; Fungi; Glomeromycota; Glomeromycetes; Diversisporales; Gigasporaceae. The record is from the annotation of a GenBank genome assembly.